CUGUCUAGAAUGCCAAUGUAGUGCAAACUCCAAUGACCAUAAUCCUUUGCUGCGGACUCCCCUCCCCUGGGUAUGUGUCUGGGAGGAGUUGAGGGUGGUAGCUGUGUGUACACUUUGCUUUUCGGUGUGUUCCAGCGCUGGAGUGUCUGGGUGUUUGAAAUAUCCCGGCUGUGCACAAGGAAUCUCCCCUUCCAGCAGUGAUCUCACCAGUGGCACAGACAGAGCUGUGCUGGAGUAGCUGGCUGCAUCCUUGGACAGCUGAUAAUCAGGACCCCUGUCACACCUGCUGCAGAGGGAGCACAGGAUCUCCUGUCCUUGCUGGGUUGGCACAGAGGGGGGAGAGAAUGGUCAUUAGGGUCUUUUUAGCAUCCUCAUCCUGCUCUGUCUCGAUAAAGAAAAGUCAGCAAGAUGUGCUGCAGUUUUUGGAAGCCAACAAGAUAGAGUUUGAAGAAGUGGAUAUUACUAUGUUAGAGGAACAGAGACAGUGGAUGUACAAAAACAUUCCAAAGGACAAGUUGCCCACUCAAGGCAAUCCUCUGCCUCCACAGAUCUUUAAUGAUGACAUCUAUUGUGGGGACUAUGACAGCUUUUUUGAAUCCAAGGAAAGCAAUACAGUUUUCUCAUUCUUAAAGUUGAAAACAAGGCAAACAACAAAGGAGGCCGAACAAUAGAACAUUUCCAUAUGGCUGGCCAGAAUUAAGCACAGGACAUUGUUUUUAGUACAACCAACCAUGUUAUAUCCCCAAUCAAUAUUCUCAUUGUCACUGACCUCUUCUCUGAGACUUCAUGGAUUGUGCCACCAAUGGAUGUAUUUUUUUUUUUUAAUUCUAUUAUUUUGUGCAUCAGAUGUCAAUAGAGAAUCUCACACACGUCAGUCGGAGACGCUGCAAAUGGCUUUAUCCUUGGUUGCUUCUUUGUAAAACAUUUAUCUCUGUAAAGUCAGUGGAGUACAGUAUGCUCCUGUUCCUUUGACAUUUGUCUUCUUCCCUCUAAGGACUUUUAUUGUGCUUGGGUCUACUUUAAGUAGCCUGAUUCCUGAAAUUAUUUUGAUAACCAUCAAUUAAGUAAGCUUAUGUUACAGAGAGAAUGCGAUCCUGUCUGCAUUGUACAACUAUGCAGUAAUAGAGAAUAAAUACAUCAUAAAAUAUAAUAAAAAAAACAUGAUUAUGAAUGUA
This is a messenger RNA of Pelobates fuscus (common spadefoot toad), 1175 nucleotides long. It is a transcript of the gene SH3BGRL2, whose product is annotated as SH3 domain binding glutamate rich protein like 2. The coding region runs from base 345 to 671 and encodes 108 amino acids. NCBI's taxonomy places the organism in Eukaryota, Metazoa, Chordata, Amphibia, Anura, Pelobatidae. Gene Ontology annotation, cellular component: cytoplasm. The transcript is spliced from 4 exons. The record is from RefSeq and is a predicted model, not a curated record.